Messenger RNA from Pezoporus flaviventris, 1429 nucleotides. RefSeq names its product inositol polyphosphate-5-phosphatase A (gene INPP5A). Lineage: Eukaryota; Metazoa; Chordata; Aves; Psittaciformes; Psittacidae. The record is from RefSeq and is a predicted model, not a curated record. Bases 43 to 1281 code for a protein of 412 amino acids. Gene Ontology annotation, molecular function: inositol-polyphosphate 5-phosphatase activity. Gene Ontology annotation, biological process: phosphatidylinositol dephosphorylation. The transcript is spliced from 16 exons.
GCUCCCCGCAGCGCUUCCGCCCGCCCGCCCGCCGCCGGCGCCAUGGCGGGGAAGGGGCCCGCGGCCGGCGCCGGGGUGCUCCUGGUGACCGCCAACGUCGGGUCCCUCUUCGACGACCCGGAAAAUCUCCAGAAGAAUUGGCUCCGGGAAUUUUACCAGGUUGUACAUGCACACAAGCCCCACUUCAUGGCUCUGCACUGUCAAGAAUUUGGAGGAAAAAACUACGAAGCUUCCAUGUCUCAUGUGGACAAGUUUGUGAAAGAACUGUUAUCGAGUGAUGCGAUGAAGGACUACAACCGAGCUCGAGUUUACCUGGAUGAGAACUACAAGUCACAGGAACAUUUUACGGCUCUAGGAAGUUUUUACUUUCUUCAUGAAUCUUUGAAAAACAUCUACCAGUUUGAUUUUAAAGCUAAGAAGUAUAAAAAGGUUACUGGGAAAGAAAUCUACUCUGACACUUUAGAGAGCACGCCCAUGCUGGAAAAAGAGAAGUUUCCACAGGAUUAUUUCCCUGAGUGCAAGUGGUCCAGAAAAGGUUUCAUUCGAACAAGGUGGUGUAUUACUGAUUGUGCCUUUGACUUGGUAAACAUUCAUCUUUUCCAUGACGCUUCCAAUUUAAUUGCUUGGGAAACAAGCCCAUCGGUUUACUCAGGAAUACGGCAUAAGGCUCUUGGCUAUGUACUUGAUAGAAUUAUAGAUCAGCGGUUUGAGAAAGUUUCGUAUUUUGUCUUUGGAGAUUUCAACUUCAGACUGGACGCCAAAGCAGUCGUAGAGACGCUGUGUGCGAAGGCCACGAUGCAGACCGUGCGGGCGGCUGACACCAAUGAAGUGGUCAAGCUCAUAUUUCGGGAAUCUGAUAAUGACCGAAAGGUCAUGCUACAAUUAGAAAAGAAGCUCUUUGACUAUUUUAAUCAAGAUGUAUUUAGAGAUAACAACGGCACCGCGCUUUUAGAGUUUGACAGAGAGCUGUCAGUCUUUAAAGACAGAUUGUAUGAACUGGACAUCUCAUUUCCUCCCAGUUACCCCUACAGUGAGGACUCCAGCCAGGGAAAGCAGUACAUGAAUACAAGAUGUCCAGCCUGGUGUGACAGAAUCCUGAUGUCCCACUCAGCCAAGGAGCUCAUUUUGAAAUCAGAAAAUGAUGAGAAGAUAGUAAUAUAUGACCACAUUGGGCCUAAUGUCUGCAUGGGGGAUCACAAGCCUGUGUUCCUGUCCUUUCGAAUAGCUGCUGGGGCAGGUAAACCUAUUGCAAAUGUGCACAAGUGUUGUGUCGUGCAGUGAUGUGGUGGAAAAAGAUGCCAACGGAACGAGAAGAUUUUCCGUGAAGCCAGCCUGUAGCAGGAGGGAAGGAGCACACCACGAACCGAAACACUUAAUCCUAACAGCUGUAUUGAUAAAUCAAGUCCCGAGUGCCACAUUUUUAGACUGC